Necator americanus (New World hookworm) is the source of this 957-nucleotide messenger RNA. RefSeq lists its product as uncharacterized. Gene Ontology annotation, molecular function: DNA-binding transcription factor activity, RNA polymerase II-specific; sequence-specific double-stranded DNA binding. The record is from RefSeq and is a predicted model, not a curated record. Gene Ontology annotation, cellular component: nucleus. The transcript is spliced from 8 exons. Gene Ontology annotation, biological process: regulation of transcription by RNA polymerase II. The coding region runs from base 1 to 957 and encodes 318 amino acids. Lineage: Eukaryota; Metazoa; Nematoda; Chromadorea; Rhabditida; Ancylostomatidae.
AUGGCAGUCGAAGAGAUGCAGCUCUCCAACGGAGUCAUGGCUGCAGGGCCCAUGGGGGCCAUGCAAGGACCUGCUAUGGGUCUUGGACCUCAACGAAUGAGCUUUGCUAUCCAUGAGAUCCUCGGAUUACAAGGGAAUGCCUACUUGUCGCAUGGAUACUGUCCGCAAGGAUUUUUUCCUCAGCAGAGUUUUACUAUGGACAUUGGUUCAUGCGCGUCUUUCGAAAGACCGCUUUGCGGAUCAGAACAACUUGUUGCGGGUACACAUUCAGCGCAACAGCUUCCAGGAAAUCCAAUGAAUUACAAUAUGCCGGUCUCAGCUUCACAGUCAGUACCCAUGGAUGAAGGUAACAAUCAACAGAGUAGUGGCGGGAAAAGUAAACGCAAAAAACGAAGACAUAGGACGAUCUUUACGCAAUAUCAAAUCGACGAAUUAGAGAAAGCAUUCCAAGAGGCGCACUAUCCAGACGUAUACGCUCGAGAAGUCCUGGCAGUGAAAACGGAACUACCCGAAGAUCGAAUACAGGUGUGGUUCCAGAAUAGAAGAGCAAAAUGGAGGAAAACUGAAAAGACAUGGGGAAAGAGCACUAUAAUGGCAGAAUACGGCCUUUAUGGCGCUAUGGUGCGACAUUCGCUGCCACUUCCUGAAACGAUCACAAAAACUGCUGAAGCCGCUGAUCCUCAACAAAGCGCUGCCCCUUGGUUACUCGGUAUGCACAAGAAGAGCAUGGAGGCAGCCGCUCAUCUUGAGCAAGUGGAGAAGUCCAGUGACAUUAGUGAGAGCGACAGCGAGGAUGGUCCAUCGAGUCGAAGUUCAAUCAACGCGAAUGUGAGGCCUCAGUACCACGAGGAGAAGCUCACCGUCCAACUCGGCCACCAACGACCGCUAAUGGACCAUUAUAUGCAUAACCAUGGAGUUUUCGUCCUGCCCAACCACGCGAAGCUUUACGAGCAAUGA